Molecule: messenger RNA, 2003 nt
Organism: Oreochromis aureus
Lineage: Eukaryota; Metazoa; Chordata; Actinopteri; Cichliformes; Cichlidae
Product: macrophage mannose receptor 1-like
Exons: 5
Coding region: 46-1152 (368 amino acids)
Source: RefSeq, a predicted model, not a curated record
CAACAGACAUCAACCAAGGAUAGAACCACUAACCAGAUAUUAAAGAUGCAGUGGAGUCUGUUUCUGCUGGUUCUGAUGGGGCAGCGUUUCUUCGCCACCUGUUACCUGUAUGAGUACCACUUUAUUAGAGAAAACAAAACCUGGGAAGAAGCACAGAAAUACUGCAGAGAGAAUUAUACAGACCUGGCCAGCGUGUUUGACAUGGCAGACAUGGAGAGACUGCGUGAAUCCACAGAGUAUGAAGGUAAAGCCUGGAUUGGACUGUUCAGCAACCCAGGAAAAGAAAACAGGAUGUGGCAUUGGUCUCUGCCAGGGGUGGAAUACACUGAAGAUGAAACCGGAUGGGGACGUUCUGAACCAGGUGAUCUAAAUGAGAACUGUGUGAAGACAAGAGAAAACUGGGCAGAUGUCACAUGUGACAAAACUAUGUGGUUCAUCUGCUACGAUGGAAAGAAGAGAGACAGUAAAUCGAUCCAUUUGAUUGAGAAGAAGAUGACCUGGACAGAGGCUCAGAAAUACUGCAGAGAUCACUACACUGACCUGGCCAGUGGACUCGAUCAGGCGGAUGGGGAAGAAUUUAAGACCCUGAAGCAGUCUAAGGACUCUCCGAUGAAUGUUUGGAUCGGCCUGUUCAGAGACACCUGGAGGUGGUCAGAUGGAAGUAAUUUCUCUUUCAGGCACUGGAAUAUGGAGUCAUUUUAUGACGGACAAAACAACAAGAAUUGUGCUGUGACUCUGUUAAACACAUCAGGGAAAUGGAGCUCUGAUGAAUGCAACAACAAAAAUCCUUUCUUCUGUUAUGAUGAUAAAUUGAUUCUGAUCAAUGAAAACAAGACCUGGGAGGAAGCCUUAGAUUACUGCAGACUGAACCACACUGACCUGGUCUCCAUCACUAACCCUCACCAACAGAGAGUGGUUGAGAGCAGAGCCAAGAAUGCCAGCAGUCCCUACGUAUGGGUGGGACUGCGCUACACCUGCGUGAUGGAUCUGUGGUUCUGGAUCAAUGACAAACUAGUCUGUUACGAGAACUGGGCUGAUAACGGAAAGAUUGAGGAGUGUCAUAGGUGUGCAGCUAUGGAAAGAGGAGGACGGUAUCAGUGGGUCAGUAAAAGUGAAUAUGAGAAAUAUAAUUUUAUUUGUUCUAAACAAUAAGCUUUAAACCUCUCUGACUCACUGCAGGUUAAUUAUUGCAGCAGAAAUAAUUUGCUUUUAUGAUUUAUUUCAACCACUGAAUGUAGAAAGAUGAAAAAACAAUAAUAAUAUUGCAGCGAGUCACCUCUAUGUUUUAUAUUAAGAACCAAAAGAUGGAUUAUGGUAGAAGAAAGAGAGACUGUAUCCAAGAUUAUAAAAGCUAUAUGAAAAGAGUGGCUACACAGUUUUUGUUUUAGGGUCUCGUAUAUGUUAUUUACACAGAAAAUCAUAGCAUGUUGUGUUAGCAUAUUAGCAAUGAAAGCAAAGAGGAGGAACUGACAUCAUGUCCAGUUUCAACCAACAUGAUUAACAUCUAUGAUAAAUGUUUAACCUGCUGUUUCGUCGACACACUACCUUCUUUCUUUAUUAUUUUUUAUUCUGCUGUAGAUAUUAACAGUAACCACCUAGCACAUUACACACAAGCCUGUUGAUUCAGCUGAUUUUUAAAAAUAUAUAUUCACUAUACUGUUUAAUUUAAGUUAUAUCCAAGUGUGUUUGUAUGAUGAUUAAAAGCCGCUUUUUAGAGAUAAGUGGUCCUCGUAGCCAUAUUAUAAUCAUGUGUUUAAAGUAAACCUCAGUCUUAACCAUCUGCAGCAGUAAUAUUGAUCCAUAUAACACUGAUGGGGAACAUGUUAAUGCAGAAUAAAUACUUUUACUUUUAAGCAUUUUUUGUAUACCUUGCCAAUAACAAAGUUUUAUGUGUAUUGAGCUGUUUUCAUUGGGUUUUAUUGCUUCUAUUGCUAAAGGAAUGGUUGAUAAAAUAAAUUCUCCAACAUGUGUCAUUGUCAGCUAAUAAUAAAUAUUUAACUACA